UAUACAAAAUAUUAAUUGGAAGUCAAAUAAUCAUCACUUCUUUAGAAUUAUAAAUAGAGAGACUUACUUACAUAUUAUGGACUCAUUCAGUUAAGAAAAAAAAAAACAAUAAAAGGAAGAUGGGUAAGAAUUUGAGCAUGAUGCUGAUGAUGGUUUUGAUAGUAGCGGCGAUUGUGGUCGGAGGUGAAGCAAAAUCGGAGGUACAAUGCAGUAUAUUGUGUCGUCCCCAUUGUCAAUUUUCAUCAUCAGCAGGAGAAUGUACCGACUGUCAUAGAACGUGUAACCAAUCUCCACCGGCUGCUACGAAGACAGAUGUCCUUAAGAACCAGCACCUCAGCAGAAAAUUUGGUCUAGCCAACUAAUUUCUAACAUAUAUAAUAUGGUGAUUGUAUGAUUGUAUUAAUGGACAGUUAGUCCAACUGUUAUUGCUUGAACUACUUCUACAUUAUAUUUGUAAUAAUAAGAUGAGAUAAUAUAUUCUUGUUUUCAAUCUCAUGCUCAUAAUAAAUGGUGAAAAAAUAAUUAAAAUACAAGAACAUUAUAAACAUAACUUCUUAUUGUGGAAUUUAAAUUAUUGUGGUAGAAUCAAUAUAUAUAUUAUAUAUCUCGUCAUGUCUCUUACAAUGUUUUCAACUUGGUGUGGUAACAGAGUAGCUAGCGAUCAUAAGAACUAGUGCACUAAAAUCCCAAUUGAAGGAAGCUAUUAAAGACAUAUUCAAAUUAAAAACUCAUCAUCGAUCCAUAAACUGUAGGGUAGUAAUCAUCAAGUUUAUAACAGAAACCACAAACACAGAUGAAAAGAGAGUGGGAGACAAGAGGGUGAACAAUACAAACCAGAGAAGAAGUGAAACUAUGAAACAACACAAUUUGAUUAGAACUCUCGAAGGGAAGACGAUGCACACAUCUUCUUCUUCAAUCUCACGUCGAGGAAAUGCCAAAGGAUCCGAUGUUGCCCUAUCUACAUAUAUAUA
Camelina sativa (false flax) is the source of this 971-nucleotide messenger RNA. RefSeq lists its product as uncharacterized. The record is from RefSeq and is a predicted model, not a curated record. NCBI's taxonomy places the organism in Eukaryota, Viridiplantae, Streptophyta, Magnoliopsida, Brassicales, Brassicaceae.